Messenger RNA from Bufo gargarizans (Asiatic toad), 4560 nucleotides. RefSeq names its product cadherin like and PC-esterase domain containing 1 (gene CPED1). The record is from RefSeq and is a predicted model, not a curated record. The transcript is spliced from 25 exons. The coding region runs from base 583 to 3954 and encodes 1123 amino acids. Lineage: Eukaryota; Metazoa; Chordata; Amphibia; Anura; Bufonidae.
ACCCUGCUACACUAUUAUUAUAAUGCUGCAGUUCCUGUACUGGGACAACCCCACCCAUAAAGAAAGCAAGUCUUUCAUUAAUGAUGCCUGUGGUCCAAAAGCUCCGAUGUGUAUGUAUGUGCAGUGUUUGUGGUAGUCUGGAGCAGUGCAUACAUCAGCAGCCCAUCAGGGAUAGACGAGAAUGUCCUGCUAGCAAGGAAAGAGAGGACUUUGGAAGUAAACUCAACAUUUCUACUAAACUGAGGACAGGGAGUAAACUUUGCCACGCUCAGCUAUUUUCUCUCCUACUGUAACAUGGAUACAGAUGUGGAAUACUUCUGCUUUUAAACCUGCCAGCUUGGGAUGAUGAAGGACACGGAACAUACAAGUCCCAUGCAAACUAAUUGAAGCUGGAAUAGCUUGGAAAACUUUAUCCUUCGGAAAAAAGUUAAGUUCUUCUAGCUCAAGUCGGUCUGACUCGUUAAGUGCACAACUGCAGCAUGAAGUGAAGAUGGAAAUCUGAGUUUGAUCAUGGGGAUCCAUGCUUGGUCACAUCACUAUGUUGCCUAGAAGGGGUUUAAGAGAGGUGGUGGAGUAGAGGACAUGGGCUGGAGACGCAGGUAUUGCCCUAGUCCUUUAUUUAUAGCUAUUAUUGUGGCAUUAUGUGUCUUCUAUCAGUGCCUCUCUGUGUUUUGGAAAAGAACACCAUGGAGCAAGGAAUGUGACAUUAGGAGAGGUUUUGGUCUCCUGGAGGUGGCCAAACAGAACAAGGAAUGUCUCUGUACGUGGAAUAGCGUAGUUACAAAGAUAACGGAUUAUGAAGACAGAUUUAAAAAGAAACUAUUUUCUAAUGCCAAGAGAAGAGUUCUACUGCAUUUGUAUCACUCAAUUGGGAUUGAAGAGUUUCCCCUGUACAAGCGUGUCCUAACAAAACUGGGGUACAUAGUCCACCAGUUUGCAGAAAUUGACAACAUCAAAGCAUUUAUUACUCACAAGCAAAAGCCUAUGGGAAGAGACGCUCUUAUGUACAUCCCUUCAAAUGAAAGUAUGGAGGCAAACUGCAAGGAAAAGCUGGAACUUGUUGAAUUUGUGCAAUUAAAUAAGGAGAACCUACUGCCACAAAUGCAGCAGAUAUUAUGCAUAAAAGAUGAGAUUUGUCGGCUGGCGGCACACUUCCCAGAACUGCAGGAUCUCUCAGUUUGUGCACAUUAUCCUGAAGGAUCAUGGGAAAGAAAGAUAACCACAGCUAUUUUCAUGUCAGACAACAGCAAAAACAAGUAUCAAUACCUAACCACUCAGGGCAUAAACCAGCUACUGGCGAGUCCGUAUCGAAAUGUGUACCAUCAUCGUGACCAUCGCCCAUUUCAAGACUUUCCAGUGAUUAGGACAUUUGUAGUCAUCACAUCUCUAUCACCACUUCGUGCUUUUCUUCACUCCAUGGCAAUGGUUCAGGCUGAGCCGAAGAAACAAUUUGUUCCAUUGCAGCUUCAGAAGUUUUAUCGACAAUUCUUCAAGUCAGAAUCUCCAUUACAAGACCUUAACGCCUUAAAGGAGAUGAUCAGCAAAUUGUUGCUCACCUUGGAGGUGAUAAGUGAAGCAGGACAAAAUUCACUAAACAGGUGCAGUGAAUGCUUUCAGCUCUUAACUUUUGACAUUGGAUACAGCAGUGCCUCUCCUCCUUCCGUGCUUGAGGUGAAAGAGCAACUUAUGUUGAAUGAUCUAAGUGUGGAUGGCUACACUACUAUGGAAACCAUAUUAGAAGAUAUAUUUAACUUUUUAUUACGCAACCACUCAUCUGGUAUUUUAGAAGCAAUAGAAAAAGUACAAAAUUGUCUUUCUCUGAAAAAUCCUUGCUGGAUGGACUCCAUUCUUGAAUUUACAUGGGAACAAAUGGAUAACUUAUGGUCUAUACUGCAGGAGCAAACAAAACUGGGAAGGUUUGAGAUGGUUUAUCCUUCCAAUUCUGCACAAAUAAAAGCAUUAAGACGUAACCUUUACUACAGAGCUGGCUAUAGGGAAAAUCUCGGAUCAGUCUUGGCAGUACAUGAUCUUCUGCCUGAGUUAUGUGAAUGUCUGCAAUCCGUAGAAGAAAUUAAUUUGAGAAACAGGUAUGUGAAAGAGCAACUUAUGUUGAAUGAUCUAAGUGUGGAUGGCUACACUACUAUGGAAACCAUAUUAGAAGAUAUAUUUAACUUUUUAUUACGCAACCACUCAUCUGGUAUUUUAGAAGCAAUAGAAAAAGUACAAAAUUGUCUUUCUCUGAAAAAUCCUUGCUGGAUGGACUCCAUUCUUGAAUUUACAUGGGAACAAAUGGAUAACUUAUGGUCUAUACUGCAGGAGCAAACAAAACUGGGAAGGUUUGAGAUGGUUUAUCCUUCCAAUUCUGCACAAAUAAAAGCAUUAAGACGUAACCUUUACUACAGAGCUGGCUAUAGGGAAAAUCUCGGAUCAGUCUUGGCAGUACAUGAUCUUCUGCCUGAGUUAUGUGAAUGUCUGCAAUCCGUAGAAGAAAUUAAUUUGAGAAACAGAGAAAAAAUUCAAGACAAAGAAGAGAAUGAAUUGUCUGGGGUUUCAGGACGAGAUAUCAGGGAAUCAGUGACAAGAAAGUGGAUGAACUGCAGUGAUGAUAAUGAUACACUAUCUUACAUCAGUCGUAUCUUCAGCAAUCCUUCUCUGGACCUGACUCCUGAAUUCAACCCAAAGAUCAAAGACUACUAUGCAGAGCUGCCAUUUGAUGUAGUGACAGUGGAAAUUGGAGCAGAGCCGAUAAACUGCAAAAGCCAAGUGCACCUGGAUGACAAGAAUGGACCACGAGUUGCAAAAUACCCACUUGGACUUGGAACAAAUCAGAUCACUUUACAUGUUACAGAUGGAUCUUCAAAAACACCAGUAUUAUUAAGGAGCUAUAGAAUUAAUAUUUAUCGGGAAGAUCGUCCAAGUCUGCCUUUAUAUGACCACUACAAAAUGUGUGGCUUUCUACAGGACUGUGGUUUGAUUAUUUAUGCGGAGGAGCCAUGUGGGUUACAGGCCAUUCCAAAUGAAACAUUUUCUGUGCUUUCUUAUGCAUCUCAAAGAAAGUGUGAGACUGGAGAUGCUAAAGGUUAUUGGUUGGUUCCUUGUUUGAGCUGCUCGGACAAUCGGACAUGUGACUGGAGGGCAAUAUCAUGGCAGCCGUAUCAAUGUUACCAUCCGGUUUUACAGAAUCAUGAGCUACAGCAGUGUCUGGCAGAUAGAAAGAUUAUUUUCAUUGGAGAUUCCACAAACAGAGGGAUGAUGUAUUAUCUGAUGGAAAGGGUAAAUGGAAGCCUACAAGAGUGGCAGAAGACCCAUGACUUGAAGCUCUUUAAUAAUAUAAAUGGUGGAAGGACAAGUAUAAGUUACUCCUACUACCCACAGUUCUGGAUCGAAAUCAGAAAACGACCAACUUUUGAAGAAGCACUGAUGCGACUCAUUAAAAGAUCACGUCCUCUCCAGAACACAAAUCAGACCACACUUGUUGUAGGUGGAGUGCAAUGGCUGAACCCGGAUCAUCUGCAGAUCAUUCAGAGAGUAUUGAAGAGAGAAAACCUGUUGGAUAUAUUGGUAAUUAUAAAGUCUAUUGGGAUGGGUUUUCAUCUUCCAGUGCAUGGAAUCCGUUCACUGUCACCAGUCCAGGUGAGCCAUUUAUCUGAUGAAAAUAGUCUGAUCCUGAAGACAGCUAAACUAUAUGGCUAUCAAGUAGUCGACACAUUUAGUAUUACUAUGGGACGCUACAAAGAAUUCCUGCAAGGGAAAUGUGGAUGUCACUUUCAUGAGGUUGUGAAAUCCAAGCAUGUAAAAGAAAAGAAAAUCAAAUUAUUAAAGAACUAUACAUUUGGAGGCAAAAUAUUCCCCCAUGUUUAUGGCAAUUUGUCAUAUUUAAAAUCGCUGUAUCAUGUUCAAGGUCCAGUGAAUCAGGUUUAUUCUGAAAUCCUCCUCAGCAGAAUGUGUACAUGAUGAAGAAAGGACAAGCAUGAACCUUCCUCUGCAGGACACUUCCAUCACAGACUGGAUAGACCUCAUCCCCUGGAUGUCUUCACUAUCACUCUCCGUCCAACCUCUGCAGUUAGGAGGUCUCAUGAUUAAAAAUUAUUACUUAUGUUUGAUGGAAAUCUGCUCCAUCCGUCGAAUGUUUAUGCUUCAAAAUACAAUAUAAAAGGGAAUCUGUCAGCAGUUUUAUGCUGCUAUAUUAGGGUAGCAUAAAUUGGUAACAGAUGGCCUGAGCAAAAUGCUGGGUCACUUUAUUGAAUUCACCCAGCCAUUUUGUUAAAAUGUGUAUUGAACAGCUUGAGCAUGACCGAGCACUGGAGUCGACUCAAUACAGAGCAUGAGCUAGGAUGUUCCUCACACUCAUGAGCUAGGUGUUCCUCACGCUCAUUAGCUAGGUGCUCCUCACGCUCAUGAGCUCUCGGCUCUCCUCUCCUGCCACUGAUUUCUGGGGUAAGAGAGCUGUCAAUAAGCGGCAGAGAUAUGGGGGAAAACUGGGACCUUUAAGAACAGUGAUGGUCAGUUUGCAGUGUUCGCCAGCGAACACAUGCGGGCUGCCAUCUUUAGUAAGGUAGA